CUUACUUCCUUUUCAUCGAUAACAGCGAACCCUUAUAAAACACGGGAUUCCCCUUGGCCUGCACCCCCGACCUAGCGCUAUUGUUCAUAUUUCUGUCUCUGUAAGGGAAUUGUCUUCUUAGUUCUCAAAGGCAAAGAUGAUGACUUUAGAGGAGGCUCCAGAACGAGACCUGUUUGAGGAAUUAGAAGAAAAUGCUCUCACAUGUGCCGUUUGUCUCGGGGUCUAUGAAGAUCCACGUGCCCUUGACUGCCAUCAUGUUUUUUGUAGGUCCUGUCUAGAGCAUCUUCCACUCGUGAACCAGGAUGGCGUAAACAACCUUGGCUGCCCAACAUGUAGACACUUAGUUCCGCUGCCUCCUAAUGGCGUAGCUGGGUUCCGUGUUUCUUUCCAGACCAAUAAUCUCAAGGCUUUCGUCGAAGCCAAUAGAGACAGAGCUGUGCCUGUGGCUGUACCAAGGAAGCAGACCUGUGGUAGCUGUACCUCGGAGAAUGUAUCUGGAUUCUGUACGGAAUGCAGAAGCACUUUUUGUGAUGGUUGCACGGAUUUGCACCUCCCCACCUGUACUAAGGAAGCUACAGCGCUCAACGGUGCAUCGGGCACUGACAAGACCAAUGGCCAUCACCAAGCUCCAAUGCCACUUGAUCCAGCACCACUCAUGCAAUCGGAUGACUGGAAUGUAAACACCAAUACUUGUGUCAUCCAUAGGCAAAUCGCCGAUAUGUUUUGUGAGAACUGCGAGGAGACAAUAUGCUCAAGGUGUGUCAAGAGAUUCCCACAUACAGAGCAUGAGUCCUCAUGUAUUCCGCUAGCAGAAGCACUGGUUAGAUACCGUGAGCUCCUGGAGGACAGGCUGAAUCCGAUUAAUAAAGAGAUUGAUUUCAUAUCGACUCAACUGAAGCCGUUUUCGCACCGAGAGAGUGAGAUAAAUGAGCAAGGUGACACUGUUAAAGCUCAGAUACACUCUAGGGCAGAAUAUCUCAUUGCCCUCAUAAUUGAAUCAGAAGAAGAGCUAUCAGUGAAAGUUGACAAAGUCAUCAAGAGCAAACUUCAUUCUUUAGACGAGAGACGGGAAUCGAUUGAAGUGACUCAGGAAGAGUUAAAAAAUCUCAAAGAUAGAAUCGAGUUGUGCCUGAAGACCGGGAAUCAAGAAGACCUUCUCAAGACAAAGCAAUGGAUACCGAAAAUAAAUCACGUCAUGUUUAACAUUGAUGCCACUAAACUCAAACCAAGCGAAGUUGCUGAUCUGAGCUUUGUCCCUGAUGAAGUAUCAGAUAGUCUCACUCGUCUUGGAAACCUUUCGUCAACUUUCGAGGGUAAGGACCCAAGCUGUGACGUCCAGAUCCUUGAACAGCACCUUUUCAUUGACAAGAGUCCAGACGUUACAUUAGUCCUAUCAGUGAAGUAUACUAAUCUUCCCUUUGUCAUCAUUCCUCUAUCUUCAAUGAAAUGCAUCAUUAAAUCUUCCAAUAGAUCUUUUAUCAAGGCAAUUAUCUCUUUGGGAGACGCCGCCCACCAGUACGUCGUCAAGUUUCGUCCUACAAGUAAUGGCCUGUAUAAGUUAUCUCUGAAGAUUGACGACAUUGAGACGGAGGAUCAAGCGGUUCUCAUUCCCUUUAAUCCUAUGUAUCUUCCUAACAUCACACCCACUACCGUGAUGAAGUACAUACGUAAGCCAAUUGGUCUUGCUGUGGCUCAAGACAAGCGUAUCAUUGUUUUGAAUGAUUUCAACGAAGUAGUGAUACUGGAUAUGCAUGGGAGGAAUAUUAGGACACUCAGUCGGCCGAAUAAUGGGUCUCGUUUCACGUCCACCAGACAUGCAGCUGUUACCUCUGAUGGUUGCUUCCUAAUGACAGAUCAGUAUAGCAUACUGAAGGUAACAAUGGAUGGGCAGCUACUGAAAACAAUAGGCAGCAAGGGAAAUGGUAGGUUACAGUUUAACACCCCUUUUGGUAUUACCAUUGACGAAAAGACUGGUAAAGUCUACGUUGCCGAUCUUUUGAAUCAUCGGAUUCAAGUCCUCAAUCGGGACUACUCAUUUUCUCAUUCCUUUGGCUCAAGAGGAAAAGCACUGGGCCAGUUUGAGCAGCCUAAUGGCACUGCCCUUGAUUCUCAAGGUAAUGUAUUUGUGAGUGAUACAUUCAAUCACAGAAUACAAAAGUUCUCACAAUCUGGAGAAUACAUAUCCUAUUUUGGGUCAGAGGGACCUAAUCCAGGCCAAUUGAAGCUCCCAGAGAAGAUAGUCAUCAACAAUGAUUACAUUUAUGUCACUGAGCAUCUUAAUGCCCGCGUCUCUGUCUUCACGACUGAAGGUAAUUUCGUUCGAUGUUUCGGGAAGCAAAGCAUUGAGGGAGGACUGGUUUGGCCCCGUGGACUCACUUUUGACGAAGAUGGCAGUCUCUAUGUGUGUGAUUUUAGAUCACACUGCAUCUUCAAGUACUAAGAAUACGCUUGCAACUGUGCAUUUACCUUUUCUUUUGUUUAAACUUUUGAUUAGUCUAUCUAUGGUCUAUUAAUGAGACUUUAAUGAUCUUUAUUAUUACUGAUUAGUCUUGUGUAAUUUAAUUUGCUGUUAUUAUUGAUAAAAAUUUUAAUAGUUAAUUCA
Amphimedon queenslandica is the source of this 2602-nucleotide messenger RNA. RefSeq names its product tripartite motif-containing protein 2-like. Lineage: Eukaryota; Metazoa; Porifera; Demospongiae; Haplosclerida; Niphatidae. The transcript has a single exon. The record is from RefSeq and is a predicted model, not a curated record. Gene Ontology annotation, molecular function: zinc ion binding; protein binding. The coding region runs from base 137 to 2440 and encodes 767 amino acids.